Molecule: messenger RNA, 2484 nt
Organism: Auanema sp. JU1783
Lineage: Eukaryota; Metazoa; Nematoda; Chromadorea; Rhabditida; Rhabditidae
Source: the annotation of a GenBank genome assembly
AUGCGAAGGUUGCUUGACGAGGAGGAGCCUGAAUCAGUCUCUCUAAUAUCAUCGCCGGUUAGAGGGGUCAGUUUUGCCAAUAAUCGUCGCUACAGAAUGGAUCGACGAGCACGUGAUAUUUCUUUAGAAGAGGUGGACAUGGGCUCCACGUUCUCAUCCAACGAGCAUGCUGACUCAGAAGUCGGCUAUGCUUCCUUCAAUGCUGGCGGACAUGCUAAUGAUCUGGAUGAUGAGACACAUGAAGGUAUUAUACCCAUAUCAAGUAAAUACGGAGACUUUCAUACGAUUGAUUGGCAAAGAGAUCUAGCAAGGGAUCGUCUUCGCCACAAACAAAUUCUCCACAAGCGAGCUGACUUCCCUCUUGGACUCAUCCAAGGUGCCUGGGAUGCUGGUGCUGGAUGGAUUUGUGUACUUAUGGUUGGUAUGGCUGCAGGAGCAAGUGCCGGAGUCAUUGAUAUUGGUGCCCGAUGGAUGACAGACUUAAAAGAUGGUAUUUGUGCUGACAGGUUUUGGCUUGAUCGCGAACAUUGCUGUUGGUCCUCCAACGAUACCGCUUACAAAGAUAAUGAUUGUAAUGCUUGGAAGAGUUGGCCCAAGACCCUAGGUUAUUACAGUGAAAACUCUUUCUAUUUUCUCGUGGAAUACAUUUUUUAUGUGGGAUGGGCAGUGUCGAUGGCAACUCUAGCUGUUCUCUUAGUAAAAGUAUUCGCUCCUUAUGCAUGUGGAUCUGGUAUCCCAGAAAUUAAAUGCAUUCUCUCAGGCUUCGUUAUCCGAGGCUACUUGGGUAAAUGGACUUUCAUUAUCAAAUCUGUGGGAUUAAUGCUUUGUACCGCAUCAGGGCUUUCAAUGGGUAAAGAAGGACCCAUGGUUCACCUUGCUUGUUGUAUUGGUAAUAUAUUCUCUUAUUUGUUCCCCAAAUAUGGUCUGAACGAGGCGAAGAAAAGAGAAAUUUUGUCAGCUUCUGCUGCUGCUGGAGUCAGUGUAGCUUUUGGUGCUCCAAUUGGAGGAGUGCUCUUCAGUUUGGAAGAAGCUUCAUACUACUUCCCUCUGAAAACUAUGUGGAGAUCUUUCUUUUGUGCACUCGUGGCAGGAAUUAUUUUACGGAUUGUAAAUCCUUUUGGAAGUGACCAGACUUCACUUUUCCAUGUCGACUAUAUAAUGCGGUGGACUUUUGUUGAAUUGUUCCCAUUCGCAAUUCUUGGAGCAUUCGGUGCUAUUCUCGGGUGUCUUUUCAUUUACUUCAACAUCAAGUGGUGCAAGUUCAGAAAGAAUUCUAAACUACUUGGUGGAAACCCUAUUUACGAGGUUGUUGCUGUUACUUUCGUAACAGCCGCUGUGUCUUAUUUCAAUCCUUACUUACGAAGAAGUGCUUCUUCAACGAUUAAACUGUUGUUCGACAGAUGCGGGCCUGAAGACUACAUGUUAAAUCUCUGUGAUUAUAAUAACCAAACUUUCUCUUCUAACAAAGUUGAUGAUAAUUACCAUACUGGAGUUUUCGGCGAACGAGUUCAUUCUGCUUUACUUCAACUACUAGCAGCUCUUGUUUUUAAAUUCAUUCUCACUAUUUUCACUUUUGGUAUCAAGGUUCCAUGUGGUUUGUUCGUGCCUUCAAUUGCUAUGGGUGCUAUCGCUGGACGUAUUGUAGGAAUGCUCAUGGAAGGACUUUUCCAAAGUUUCCAGGAGGAAGGAAUCAGUUCUGGUUUCUGGAGUUGCCGUAUCGGCAAAGACUGUGUUAUGCCUGGCCUUUAUGCUAUGGUGGGCGCAGCGGCAGUUUUGAGCGGAAUAACCAGGAUGACAGUAUCCUUGGUUGUGAUCAUGUUCGAACUGACAGGAAGUUUAGAACUUAUUGUACCUACUAUGGUAGCCACUAUGUUCUCCAAAUGGUUGGGUGAUGCGAUUUGUAAAUCUAGUAUUUACGAUGCUCAUAUUGAACUCAAUGGUUAUCCAUUCUUGGAUAAUAAAGAAGAAUACCCUUAUUCGACGGUGGCAAUACAGGUGAUGCGUCCACCACCCGGUGAACUGGAUAAGUUGAACGUGUUAACUGAAGAUGGACUUUCUAUUGGAGAUUUGGAGAAGUUGUUACAAGAAUCGAGUUUCAGCGGCUUCCCUGUUGUUACUUCAAUGAACAGCAUGUACCUCGUAGGAUAUGUCACGAGGAGAGACUUACUAAUAGCCUUGCACACAGCAAGGAAAACGCAACAAUACAUUGUUACAUCUUCAAUGGUUUACUUCACAGCCCAGGUACCAGAAGUUGUUGCAGGAGCUCCUGCUCCCCUCAAGCUUCGUAAAAUUAUUGACCUUGCCCCAAUGACAAUAACUGAUCAGACACCAAUGGAAACAGUCAUUGACAUGUUCAGAAAGUUGGGUUUGAGACAGGUGUUGGUGACGAAGAAUGGCAAAGUGCUGGGUAUUAUAACAAAGAAGGAUAUUCUCCAAUUCAUGCGAAAUGUACAUUGUGGGAUAACUAAUCCAAACUUCAAAUGA